This is a messenger RNA of Didymodactylos carnosus, 1482 nucleotides long. The record is from the annotation of a GenBank genome assembly. NCBI's taxonomy places the organism in Eukaryota, Metazoa, Rotifera, Eurotatoria, Philodinida, Philodinidae.
AUGCCUACUGCAGAAGAAAAGCAUGACCAAGAUAAAGAUAAACAAAGACAAAUUAGUAUACGUGGAUUACCGUUAAUAGAAAAUGUGGCAGCAGUGAAGAAAACGUUUAAUCGUCAUUUACAUUUUACAAUUGUCAAAGAUCGAAAUGUGGCGACAAGUCGAGAUUAUUAUAAUUCAAUUGCGUAUACUGUUCGUGACCAUCUUGUCGGAAGAUGGAUUCGAACACAACAGCACUAUUAUGAUAAAGAUCCGAAACGUGUGUAUUAUCUGAGUUUAGAAUACUAUAUUGGUAGAAGUCUAUCGAAUACAAUGAUUAAUCUGGGAAUUGAGACCGAAAUGGAUGAAGCAGUGUAUGAGUUAGGUUUAUCUAUAGAAGAACUCGAAGAAUUUGAAGAAGAUGCAGGUCUGGGAAAUGGUGGUUUAGGACGUUUGGCAGCAUGCUUUCUUGAUUCAAUGGCAACCUUAGGGCUUGCUGCAUAUGGUUAUGGCCUUCGGUAUGAAUUUGGUAUAUUUCAACAAACAAUCAAAGAUGGAUUUCAAUGUGAAGAGCCAGACGAUUGGCUACGUUAUGGAAAUCCAUGGGAAAUUCCUAGACCAGAAUAUCAAAUUCCCGUUCAUUUAUAUGGUCAUGUAGUUGAAGAAAACGGAAAAAAGAAAUGGGUUGAUACAAACAUUAUCAUGGCAAUGCCCUAUGACACUCCAGUUCCUGGUUACAAAAACAACGUUGUCAAUACAUUAAGAUUAUGGUCGGCUAAAGCACCAAAAAAAUUCAAUUUUCAGUUUUUCAAUGAUGGUGACUAUAUGCAUGCAGUUAGCGAACAAAGUUUGGCUGAAAAUAUAACGAGAGUACUAUACCCAAAUGAUAAUGUAUGCAAAACAUAUUCGAACAAUGUAUAUUUUGCGGACAAACUUCGAAAGCUUCAGUCAAAAUUCAAAUUUGAAGUUUGUCUCCAACAUUAUCAGGAAGGAAAAGAAUUACGAUUAAAACAAGAAUAUUUUCUUGUAGCCGCAACACUCGCCGAUAUUAUUCGACGUUAUAAGCACUCAAAGUUUGGUGUACAGACUUCAACUCGAACAGAAUUUGACACAUUUCCAGAAAAGGUUGCUAUUCAACUCAAUGAUACUCAUCCAGCAUUGACAAUAGCUGAGUUAAUGCGUUUAUUUCUUGAUGAUGAAAACUUACCAUGGGAUAAAGCUUGGGAUCUUACCACACGCACAUGCGCUUAUACAAAUCAUACUCUAAUGCCAGAAGCUGUUGAAAGAUUACCAGUUUCAAUGUUAGAACGAUUAUUACCAAGACAUUUACAAAUUAUUUAUGAAAUUAAUUACCGACAUUUGCAAGAAGUAACCAAACGGUAUCCUAAUGAUUUUGAUCGUGCACGAAUUUUGUCGAUUGUUGAAGAGGGUGGUGAAAAACGAAUAAAUAUGGCCUAUUUAGCAAUAGUCGGAUCUCACGGUAAUACAUCUAAACUAUUUCAAUAA